Camellia sinensis is the source of this 1043-nucleotide messenger RNA. RefSeq names its product NAC domain-containing protein 6. Gene Ontology annotation, biological process: regulation of DNA-templated transcription. Gene Ontology annotation, molecular function: DNA binding. The record is from RefSeq and is a predicted model, not a curated record. NCBI's taxonomy places the organism in Eukaryota, Viridiplantae, Streptophyta, Magnoliopsida, Ericales, Theaceae.
GAACGCAAAUUUAAUUGCAUUGCUAUCAGAUAUCACCAAAAACCAAACCCACCAACCAAGCACUACUUAAAGUCUCAUCACUGACUCACCAGCAAAAAAAUGGAGAAGAAAACAACAGUGGCAGAGGUGGAGCUACCAGGUUUCAGGUUCCACCCAACAGAAGAAGAACUACUAAACUGCUACCUUAAAAGGAUAGCAAUGGGUAAUAAACUCAGUUUUGAUAUCAUUGGCUUUCUCAACAUCUACCACCACGAACCUUGGGAUUUGCCUGGAUAUGCAAAGAUAGGGGAGAGAGAGUGGUAUUUUUUUGUGCCAAGAGAUAGAAGACAUGGUCAUGGUGGGAGGCCCAACCGAACCACUCUCAAAGGCUUUUGGAAGGCUACGGGUUCGGACCGUCCGAUUCGGAGCUCCACUGACCUGAAAAAAGUUCUGGGCCUUAGGAAGACUUUGGUUUUCUACAAAGGCAGAGCACCGAGAGGGUCCAAGACUGAUUGGGUCAUGAAUGAGUAUAGACUUUCUGAUCACUGCUCCUCAAUGGAAGAUAUAGUGCUUUGCAAGAUUUACAGAAAAGCAACCUCUUUGAAAGUUUUGGAGGAAAGGGCAGCCAUGGAAGAAAAAUCAAGGACAACCCAUCCGAAUCCACCGUCUCCUCCAUCACAGGGAAACUUUUCUAGCACCAACCCACAAGAAAGCUUUGUGGCACUAACAGUGCCCCUAGAGGAGGACAUUGUUUUCAAGACAGAAGAAGAACAAGAGCAUGAGAGCAAAGUUUCCUUACCUUCUUCAUCAAUUGGAUUUGGGUCCAUGAAAGACAACUUAACAGAGCUUGAAGUGCCCAAGUUCAACAUGGAGUUCAUGACAGUGGAUCAUCCAUUGUGGAGCCAAUUGAGAAGCCCAUGGCUCGACAAUUGGAGCCCCUAUGCCAAUGCGCUCAACUUUUGAGAUGGUGUGGAAAAUGUUUUACCUUUUAGGUGAAAUGAUAUGUGAAAGUGAAAUGAUAGGCCCAUGGCAAGUGAAAAAAUAUUUUUUAUAAAUGUUUUAUU